AUCCUAACAAGCCUGCUUAGCGUGGUUUCACCGAGCAAAUCUACGACAUCUUCCAGCUCCUUCCCCAGUCCACUCAGGUCGUUCUGCUCUCCGCUACCAUGCCCCAGGACGUCCUCGAGGUCACCACCAAGUUCAUGCGUGACCCCGUCCGUAUCCUGGUGAAGAAGCAGGAACUCACCCUGGAAGGUAUCAAGCAGUUCUACAUUGCUGUCGAGAAGGAGGAGUGGAAGCUCGACACCCUCUCCGAUCUCUAUGAGACCGUCACCAUCACCCAGGCCGUCAUCUUCUGCAACACCCGCCGCAAGGUCGACUGGCUUACCGACAAGCUCACCGCCCGUGACUUCACUGUCUCUGCCAUGCACGGUGACAUGGAGCAGUCCCAGCGUGACGUUAUCAUGAAGGAGUUCCGCUCUGGAUCCUCCCGUGUCCUGAUUGCCACUGACCUUCUGGCCCGUGGUAUCGAUGUCCAGCAGGUCUCUCUGGUUAUCAACUACGAUCUGCCCGCUAACCGUGAGAACUACAUUCACCGUAUCGGUCGUGGUGGUCGUUUCGGUCGUAAGGGUGUUGCCAUCAACUUCGUCACUGCCGACGAUGUCCGUAUGAUGCGUGAGAUUGAACAGUUCUACAGCACCCAGAUCGAGGAGAUGCCCAUGAACGUUGCUGGUAAGUGCACCCGGACCCUAAGACUGUUGCAGGAUGCAUGCUGACCCAUUGCCUUAGACCUCAUCUAAAUUCCCUAACCUCCGAGCCACCUAAUGUCUGUCGAUGCGGAUAACGAAUGCAGUUGCCAAUAACGUUCCAAGGGUCAGUUGCGGUGGGAAAAGACUUGUUUUUGACAUCGUUGCAGCUUCUCUUGGUAAAGGAGAACCCUUCAA
Aspergillus ochraceoroseus IBT 24754 is the source of this 875-nucleotide messenger RNA. It is a transcript of the gene tif1, whose product is annotated as putative eukaryotic translation initiation factor 4. Gene Ontology annotation, molecular function: RNA binding; RNA helicase activity. NCBI's taxonomy places the organism in Eukaryota, Fungi, Ascomycota, Eurotiomycetes, Eurotiales, Aspergillaceae. The transcript has a single exon. The record is from RefSeq and is a predicted model, not a curated record. Bases 99 to 707 code for a protein of 202 amino acids.